UAUUUUCUCUCCCCACUCCCCACACACACACGCAUGCACGCACACAAACCCACAGGACACCAGUCCAUAAUUUGACAGUCGCACACCCUGUCGCACAGUGCACUGCUUGUCUGGCUGGCGCUGCUGACGACCGAUCGUCCUUGUCCCGCUGUUCCGUUUCGGGGGUUGUGUUUUGUUUCCCUUUGUUUUUCGUUCCGUUCUGUUUCUGUUACGUUCUGUUCGAGGUUUCGGCUAUUCCGUGUAUCGCCCCACCACCGGCCAGCUGGUUUUCUGUCAGCUGGUUCGCAAACAGAAGCAGACUGCUGCCAGUGUUUGUUAUGCGACUGCCAAAAACCCACCAAACACACAAUCAACACACAGCAGUCGCGUAAGCUCGUGACCACAACGAACCCCAGUGGCAGUGUCACCGAAAAUUGUCCGUGUCCGUGUGAUUAGCGAUCGAGUGUUUUGUAGUCCGGCUCGUGGCCACUGUUGUGUUGUUGUUGUUUUUUUUUUUACUUCGUUUGCCUGAAAGCUGGAAGUUUUGUAAAUAAUUCACUUAAUUGAAACGGUUGCACACAUGUUCGCGAGCGUUUGAUCGGUGUGAGCUGCUCACUUCUACACAGCGGAACUUUGUUUAUUGUUUUCGAAAGAAUCGUCCGAUCACGAACCGGGGCUACGGGCUUACGUAGAAGUAUAGGGGCACAAAAAAAAAACGCGCGUAAUCCCUUUUGAGUGUAACGCGAUGACAAAUUGGUCAGGCUAAAGUUCUACCGGUGGUCGCAUGUCAAUCAGCCGUAGCCAGAAGCUGUAUCAGCACCAGUUUCGGAUGAGCUCAAGAUGAGCGCACACUGGCCACGUUAAGCCCAAUGUGCUGGAACAUCCUCAAAGACAUCGCUUGCAUAUCGGAUGCUUGAUGCAGGGAACAUACAAAUUGCUUCAAACAACGCGUGACGAGAGUCAGAUUGUCUACUGCCGGAAUAUUGAAGUGAUGGUGCGGCUGAUGUGUGGUGUACCGCAAAUUAACACCGCCAUACUCUUUUCAUAUGCCUGACCAACGAAUGAAGAAGCAGCCAGCAAGUGCAAGAAGCAUUGAAUAGCAAUUUGGAUUAUUUGACUGUGAAGUUGCGCCGAGUUCGAAGCGUGCCUCGGAGGUCCUGGUAUAGGAGGUCAGGAUGAAGUUUGCUGAACACCUGUCCGCGCACAUCACUCCAGAAUGGCGCAAGCAGUAUAUCAACUACGAGGAGAUGAAGGCGAUGCUAUACACCGCCAACGAAGAAGCGCCGGCCCUCGACAGCGUGGAGGAAGACGUACGGAAGCGUCAUUUUGCAAACUUUGACGAAAAUUUUUACCACUACUGUGACCAGGAGCUGAAAAAGAUUAACACGUUCUACUCGGAAAAGUUGGCGGAGGCGACGCGUAAGUAUGCCGCGCUCAUCACCCAGCUCCGUACCACGCUGGAGAGCCAGCAGAAGAGCAAGAGCAAGGGGCACAGCCAUAAGCCGAUCAACUUGCCGUACCGGAAGGCGCAGGAGUUGAAGCUGGCGUUUAGCGAAUUCUAUCUCAGCCUGAUCCUGCUCCAGAACUACCAGAACCUGAACCAUACCGGGUUCCGGAAGAUACUGAAGAAGCAUGACAAGAUUCUGGCCUCGGAUAAUGGCGCCCGGUACCAGAAGGAGCACGUCGAGAUGAGCCACUUCUUCAUCAACAAAGACAUCGACAAGCUGAUCAACGAUACGGAGACGACCGUUACGACGCAGCUGGAGGGUGGGGACCGGCAGCGGGCGAUGAAGCGGUUGCGCGUGCCACCGCUGGGUGAGCAGCAAAGUCCGUGGACCACGUUCAAGGUGGGCCUGUUUAGUGGGAGCUUUGUCGUGCUGUUCGUUGCCGUAAUCCUGUCGGCCGUCUUCCAUGACAGUGCAACGGGCGAGAAUCUCAAGAUCGCGUUCCGGCUGUACCGUGGUCCGUUGCUGCUGAUUGAGUUCAUCUUUCUGAUCGGCGUGAACAUUUACGGGUGGCGUUCGUCCGGUGUGAACCAUGUGCUGAUCUUCGAGCUUGACCCGCGCAACCAUCUGUCCGAGCAGCAUCUGAUGGAGAUGGCGGCCAUCUUCGGGGUCGUGUGGACGCUCAGCCUGCUAAGCUUCCUGUACAGUGCGAGCCUGAGCAUACCGCCGUACAUUAAUCCGCUGCUGAUGACCGUGAUAAUGAUUGCAUUUCUGAUCAACCCGCUGCGGGUGUUCCGGUACGAGGCACGGUUUUGGCUGCUGAAAACGAUCGGCCGCAUGGUGGCGGCACCGUUCUUUCACGUCGGCUUUGCCGAUUUCUGGCUGGCGGAUCAGCUGAACAGUCUCGUGACCGCGCUGCUAGACUUUCAAUUCCUAACCUGCUUUUACGCCACCAACGGAAAUUGGUUGGAAGCGGGCAAUACGCGUCAAUGUAUGGAGGAAAGCUACAUCAUUCGUCCGCUGGUGAAUUGUUUGCCCGCAUGGUUUCGGUUCGCCCAGUGUUUGCGCCGUUACCGGGACUCUCGGGAGGCUUUCCCGCAUCUGGUAAACGCCGGAAAGUAUGCAACAACCUUCUGCGUCGUUAUCUUUGCAACGUUACGGUCCGCGUAUGCCUACAAAUAUGAAGACUCGUCGGAUAACGUUUUCCUUUGGCUGUGGUUGUUUAGCUCCGUUGUAUCGUCCUGCUACGCAUACACCUGGGACAUCAAGAUGGAUUGGGGAUUGUUCGACAAAAAUGCGGGUGAAAACACUUUCCUGCGGGAGGAAAUUGUUUAUUCUAUGCCAUUUUUCUAUUACUUUGCAAUUAUCGAAGAUUUGGUGCUGCGAUUCGUUUGGAUCCUAUCGUACGCGCUGACCGAGAACAAGUUCAUCAGUGGCGAUCUAAUGACGUCGAUCGUCGCACCGCUGGAAGUGUUUCGGCGCUUUGUGUGGAACUUUUUCCGGCUGGAAAACGAACACCUCAACAACUGUGGUAAGUUCCGUGCCGUGCGGGACAUUUCCAUCGCACCGAUCGAUUCGAACGAUCAGGUGAUCAUACUGAAGAUGAUGGAUGAGGAGGAUGGUGUUAUUAAUCGCUACACCAAGCACAAUCGACCAAAGCCAAAAAAGACGAAAGAUGAUCGUAGACCCUUGUUACCAGCAUUUAAGGGUACGCACGAAGCGACACCGCCCGAUGCGACGAGCACCAAACACGUCUGAGUGCUGCAACUCGCUCGUACAAAGGCUCCGCUCCUUGCAGGCAGAAAUAGUUUCAAUCAGCAGAAAAAAAGAACGGCGGCCCACUCUGUUAAUUUCGUUACUUAUUACCAUUCUUCUUCAGUCCGUUAUAAUUUGCCUAGGUUGUACUUAGAAUGUACUUACGCUGUUUACGUUUUCCACUGUUAGUUUGCUUCAUAGUUUUGUUUUUUUUUAUUAAAAAACCUCGAGGUUAAGCGACGAUCGAAUGUGUGUCAGCUGGUUUUUAAAAUCUGGUUGCAAAUUUUGAAAAAAAAAUGCUUUUAUUGUAGCUGCGAAUGGAUUGUUUAACGUUUUGUCUAUUGCUUUUUUUUAAUAAGUGACUUGCGUUUGACCCCGGCAUAUCGGUAUCAGCAGAAUAGUCGCUUGUCGCCAACCAGCUUGCCAUCCAUCCCCCAAACGCCUGAGGACUGACUGAUUCAGCUAUGGGUAACGCACUUAAGCUACAGAUUUCCAGAUAGCAGAUUAGGGCCUAAUGCAGGGCUAGGGUCCAAUGCGAACGAAAUUUUUAAUCGAUGCGUGAUCAACCGGAUACGGCCCAAAAUUUACCGAUAUUAGUUUCCGGCUCGAGGUUCGGGCCGAAGGAAUCAAUUGGGCGCACAAUUUUCUAAAUUAUUAAAAAAACAACAUACACCAAAAUAGUUAAAUUUAACAUUAUUUACUCACCAUAGCAGAAGGAGAAGAAGUGUACUUACAAAACCACCGUAAUAUAAGCAACAUUCCGUUCUGCACGGUGCACCAAAAGAAAAGAAGAGAAAAAUACGAAAAUGUGCGAUAUAUCAGAUUUGGGGCGGAGGUGAACAAAAUAUGAAAAAUGCCAUACAACCACUAAAAAGGGGAAGGUUUUUUGUUUGUUUGUUAAAAACCAGUGUCGCGUGUGGAUUCAGUUGGGUCGCAAUAUGAGCGCUAGGAGGUGUAGGAAAAUGGCACCGAUGUACUACAAAGCAAACAUUUGAAUUAGGCGCUGAGUUUACGUCGCUAGACGCGCCAUUCAAGCCAAUAUGCCUUAUAAACAAGACUAAACAAAAAAUCGCAUUAAGCAUCUUCUUCACAAUGUUUCAAGCAGCGUUGCCUUAAAAUUAGAUCGGGUAUACAUAGUAGAGCGCAGGGUAUACAUAGAAGGGUUGGGAGCAGCGGGCUGUUAGGCCUGCCUGAGAUGGGUUGCUGAGUGCAGCAAAGUUGAUGAUUAUUAUUACAUAAAUGCAGGGACGUAUCAUCUUCCAAACAAUGGCCAUAAUUAGUAGAAUAGAUGUUACAAUCUCUUAAAA
This is a messenger RNA of Anopheles stephensi (Asian malaria mosquito), 4486 nucleotides long. Its product is annotated as xenotropic and polytropic retrovirus receptor 1. NCBI's taxonomy places the organism in Eukaryota, Metazoa, Arthropoda, Insecta, Diptera, Culicidae. Gene Ontology annotation, biological process: phosphate ion transport; cellular response to phosphate starvation. Gene Ontology annotation, cellular component: Golgi apparatus; cytoplasm; plasma membrane. The record is from RefSeq and is a predicted model, not a curated record. The transcript is spliced from 7 exons. The coding region runs from base 1155 to 3182 and encodes 675 amino acids. Gene Ontology annotation, molecular function: inositol hexakisphosphate binding.